Molecule: messenger RNA, 1947 nt
Organism: Heteronotia binoei (common prickly gecko)
Lineage: Eukaryota; Metazoa; Chordata; Lepidosauria; Squamata; Gekkonidae
Exons: 2
Source: RefSeq, a predicted model, not a curated record
AAAAUGUCGGUCCUGAUCGAGGGCGCCCCAUGCCUCAUGGAAGUAGACUCGGGUUCCUCCAUCUCGAUCAUUUCGGAGGAAACCCUCAAGAGACUAUGCCCCCGCCGCCGCCUCCAUACGAGGCCAGCGGACUUCGUAUUAAGGGACUUUCAAAAAAACCCGGUACACAUCGUGGGGUGGGCCCGGGUGAAUGUGGAACGAGGGAGUUUUAGAGGACCCCUAGACAUCCUGGUGGUCAAGCGCCAACUGACCACACUCCUAGGGCUGGCUUGGUUCCAGCCGCUGGGAAUCCAGCUAGUGGGGGUAGACCACAUGCGGACCAGCAAUUUCGACGGGGUCUGCCGGGAGUUCCCAGAGGUCUUCGACGGGUCCCUGGGGAGCUACAAGGGGCCGCCCAUCACCCUACCGAUCGACCCAACGGUCCGGCCCAUAAGGCUCAAGGCGAGACGCGUCCCGUUCGCCCUAAAACCGAAAAUAGAGGCGGAACUGGACCGCCUCACGGCCCAAGGCGUCCUAGAGCCAGUCACAUACGCCGACUGGGAGACCCCUAUAGUGACGCCCGUAAAACCCAACGGGGAGGUGAGGAUCUGCGCUGAUUACAAGUGCACGAUCAACAAGGCUCUACAGGACAAUCCCUACCCAGUCCCGGUGGUCAGCCAUGUCCUCGCAGCGCUAGCCGGGGCGAAGGUUUUUGGGAAGCUGGACUUAGCUCAGGCAUACCAGCAACUGCCGGUCGACGCUAAGACAGCAGAGGCACAGACAAUCGUGACCCACAGGGGGGCGUUCAGGGUUAAACGGCUGCAGUUCGGCGUGAGCGUGGCUCCGGGGAUUUUCCAAAGCAUAAUGGACUCUCUCCUUAAAGGGAUCCCCGGAGUCCAGCCCUUCUUCGACGACGUUUUGAUCGCCGCCCCCACCGAAGGAGAGUUCAGCCGCCGCCUGCGAGAGGUCCUCAGACGGUUCCAGGCGGCGGGGCUGAAGGUGAAAAAAGAAAAAUGCUUGUUGGGUGUUCCGCGAGUGGAGUUCCUGGGCUUCGCAGUGGACGCAGCGGGAAUCCACCCAACCGCGGACAAGACCAAGGCCAUUGUCCAGGCCCCUGCCCCCAAAUGCAAAGCAGAACUACAGACCGCGGCGUUCCAGGCGGUCAAAGACCUCUUAGUCUCAAACGCGGUUCUUCAUCACUACGAUGAAAACCUUCCCCUGAUCCUGGCUUGCGACGCCUCUCCCUACGGGGUGGGAGCGGUCCUGGGGCACCAACUCCCGGACGGGAGGGAAGUGCCGGUCGCCUAUUACUCCAGGACUCUGUCCCCAGCCGAGAGGAACUACGCCCAGAUCGAUAAAGAGGCCCUGGCGAUCGUGGCGGGAGUCCACAAGUUCAACGACUACCUCUACGGUAGGCGCUUCACCAUUGCCACGGACCACAAGCCACUCCUCGGCCUCCUAGCCCCCGACCGGCAAACCCCCCAAAUCCUUUCACAGAGGGUUUUACGGUGGAACCAGUUCCUGAACUCGUACACCUACACGUUGGUCCACUGCCCAGGGAAAGCAAUGGGGCACGCCGAUGCCCUCAGCCGCCUGCCGCUGCCCGCCACAGACCCAGAUCCCGCCCCGGCCCACGGGGUGAUGCUUAUAGAGUCCCUCCCCGAGCGCCCACUACACGCCGAAGAGGUGGCUCGAGCUACGGGCAGAGACCGCAUCCUAGCGCGGGUCAGGGACUGGGUGGGAAGGGGGUGGCCAGCGGGCAAGGUGGAAGAUGCAUUCAGGCCAUUCACGUCCAGGAAGGACGAGCUAUCGACCCACAAGGGGUGCAUACUCUGGGGGAGCCGGGUGGUGGUUCCCCCCCCCUUGCGCAGACAGGUGUUGGAAGAUCUCCACGAGACCCACCCGGGCAUCGUGAGGAUGAAAGCCCUGGCCCGGAGUUACGUGUGGUGGCCAGGCAUGGACGAGGAA